GUUAAUCAUUUGACAACCUGAUAACGCCUUCAAACUGCGGAAGCAAUUGAUAGAUGCUAAAGUCCAACCUGACACAUGGAGUUACAUUUCUGAUUUUUCUGCAGCUUUAAGAAUUAAGAAUGCUGGAUCUUCAGAACGCUUCCAAGGUGAUGGAAGAGCAGCAGCUUGAACCUAUCACUGACAUUAGAAUGGUGUCCAAGAAAGAAGCACCUGCACAUUACUAUGUGGUUGCACAAACAACAGAUGGCUACGACGCUGACCUGUGGAAGGACGGCAUAUUCAAAUCCAAGGUCACACGCUAUCUCUGUUUCACCCGCUCCUCCUCCGCUGAAAAUACCCAAUUAAGAAAUGUUCUGGUGGAUAUGAAGUUGACUGACCUGAAGGACGCACUGCCAGAGGGCUUCACACCCAUCCAAGAAACCAUGGACACUCAUGAGUUAGCAUUGAGGAGGAAGAGGCUGUAUGUGAAGCUGAUCCCGAGGCACAGUACUGACACGGCCGUAUGUGAUGUGCUCAUUCAGAGCAGGUCAAAACAGAGCCCUGCUAACUACACAUUUAUAGGAGAGCUAAAUGGAAUGGCGAUUUGGUAUCUGAUGGGAAGGAUUCCUCAGGCACAUGAUGCACCCCAUACCACACUCUCAGUUCACCAGACAAUUCCAGACUCAGGUCACAUACCAGUGUCGUCCAGCUUCCCAAAGAGGAGCACGGUCAGGCCUGACGUUGAGCACCAGAACUCCUGCAGCACGUCAGAGAAUGCACAAGAAUGAGCAAAUGGCAUGAUCACUUGAAAGAGAGAGCAGACUCCCCACAGAAAGCUCUAAAUACCCACCUGAGAGCAUUUACCAGCUGUGUGUAAUUACUCAUCACACGUCUUUUAUGCAUUCAUAUGAUGAAAUAUUCAACACUGACACACAAGGUAAGAGAGAUGCACAUGAAGAUCCUGCUGACCGCUGGCUGUUUGGCAUAGGUGUUUUCGGUGUUCUGCUGCAUUGAGUAAGGAUCUUUUGAGCACAUGCAGACGAGGCAGGUUUGUGUCUUCUCUGGCUGGAGAGAGACACCAUGUGGUGAAGAUGAUCUAGUUUGCUCCGGUGAGCCAAGAGCCUAACAGUACUGACAGACGCUGCCUUAUUCCUAGAAUUAGCAACAUGAAAGCUGUGUUAAUUCACAACUUGAUUUCUCACAUAUAUAAACAUUAUCUGUUACAUUUGUUACAAAUGCCUUUUGGAAAUGUUUUGAUAUAUUGUAUGCAUCCUACAUCUUCACAUUGCCUAUAUUUUUUGGUAUUUUCACGUUAGGGUGGGCAAUAUAACAAUAUGUUAUUAAGUAAGACGGUUUUGUAACAUAAUGCUUUUUUGAGUGUCACAGGUAUCAUUAGUUCUUCUAAGAACAAUGAACUACUGGAUGCAUUGAAAAAAAAAGAAAGUUAUAGCCUGUAAGCAACAUCCACUGUACCACUGUAUUGUAACUGCAUAAAAUAGUAACAAAUAGCUGAAUGGAUGUCAGCAGAUUCUGCCAUUAUCAUAUUUUAUUUUUACUGUUUUUGCAAAUGUUGCAAAAAAUGUAUUAUACUUAGUUGUUCUUGGUCUUUCUGCAAGCAGAAUGGCUGAUAACAUUCCUGCAAUUCCGUCUCUGUGGCAGUGGCAGUUGAUUGACAGGCGGACACAUGCCCUGCCACCAAUCAUCUCUCUAUCAAAAAGUGCGUGCUAUUGAUCAACCUUUAACAGUGCUUCUUUAAUGUGUCACAAAUGUUUUAGUACUAUCUCCACUGAGCUGAUGUAUGAAUAGAGUCUACUAAGAGAAAUUUUCUUUUCUUUGAAGGAAACUCUUAAUGAUUCGUGUUCAAAUUUUCAGAGGAGAGUCUCCCCCUGUCUCUAGAGUGGCUUAUUUAUGUCUCUUCAUUAACUGGGUGACGACCUGAAGACCAAGACCAAGGUUUGGAGCAGACACCUGGAUUUGCCUUAAUUGUGAGGGACUGUGUGUGUGUGUGUGUGUGUGUGUGUGUGUGUAUGUGUGUGUGUGACAGCUGGCCAGGUUCAGGCUGGUCUAAAACCAUGUGUGCCCUGUCAGGCUAGCAGCGCUAGCUCCUUUAGGAUUGAUGAAUUGCCUGCUUUCCCGAUUAAACCUUCCGUCACUUCUUGAUAAAAGCAAAAAAAAUAAAUAAAUAAAUAAAUAGAUAAAUAAAUAAAGCACAAAAAAGCCCAGCCUAGAGGAAGAGAGUCAACACGUCUGAGAGUCUAUCAUCGUCAGCCGUAUUAUGUGUGGAUGUGAGGUGCCACUGCUUGACAUUUAUUACAAGAAUAUUAAAAACUAAUUCACAUUGAUUUUUGCAACCUUCACUGACAUGACAGUCUCAUUGCAGUGCAAGGGCUUUUACGCUAACAACAGUCACUGCUUUGUUUGACUUUGUUUGCAAUAUCUUUAGAACUGGGUAGAUUAUUGUGAUAGAACUUCAACGUAUUAUAUAUAGGAAUAGUGAAGGAUAUGUCUCCUAAUUAGUAAAAGAAUCAAUAUGAAAAUGUUCCAUUUUCAACAUCUGUGAAGUGAUAUAUUUCAAUAAAUGUUUUAUGAUGGACUUUUUUCCCACUUCCCCACCCCAGACUUUGCUGUCCUGUAAAAAUUUAUCAUCUGAUGGCCUCAUAAAAUACAUUUUGAAGUAUCAAAUCUUCAGGAGUAUGCCCUGUUAUUAAAUAUACACAGCAUUUAUAGCAUAGCAGAUAGCAGUGUGUUUGCGUACUUUUAUCAUACUUGCCAUUCAAAUUUUUCAUCUCUGUGGAAUGACACAGUCAGUUCGGUGUGCAUUACAGUAAUAUAAUGAUAAACCUAAUACAGAAGACAUUCACAUAUCUAUCGCAUUAAUCAAAAAAGAAAAAAAGGAAAAAAAAACCUUGACAUCGCCUCUGAUCUAACCUAAUAUGGAGCGCAAUUAUUUCCCAAUCCAUUAAAAGAAGUUCAAUUAUGAGACGGGAAGACAGUUCAUUCUUAGAGGGAGAGAGAGAGAGAGCAAAAGAGGGGAAGAGAGAGAGAUGCUAGGAGAUGAUCCAAAAUUAACUUGGGUUUGCAAAAUAUCACGCUAGAAUGGGUGACAAUGAUUUUUGAUUUCCCGGAACCGAUAUUAGACUCCUUAUUAAAGUAUGUGCAUCUGCUUUUAAUUUGCUCUAAAUAAUUGGAAAAUGCAACGGAGCUUUCCAAUUAAGGCGCCACUUUACGUGCUUUAAUAAUACCCCCAUAAUAUUAGAGCUUAUGAAAUGACAGGUGAGCUGGUGUAUGAAUAAAACAUAAAGGCUCAUAAUAAGAGACAGAAAAAAAGGGAAC
Messenger RNA from Colossoma macropomum (tambaqui), 3312 nucleotides. It is a transcript of the gene mvb12bb, whose product is annotated as multivesicular body subunit 12Bb. NCBI's taxonomy places the organism in Eukaryota, Metazoa, Chordata, Actinopteri, Characiformes, Serrasalmidae. Gene Ontology annotation, biological process: virus maturation; regulation of epidermal growth factor receptor signaling pathway; viral budding. The record is from RefSeq and is a predicted model, not a curated record. The transcript is spliced from 8 exons. Bases 120 to 767 code for a protein of 215 amino acids. Gene Ontology annotation, cellular component: ESCRT I complex; late endosome.